This is a messenger RNA of Glarea lozoyensis ATCC 20868, 435 nucleotides long. RefSeq lists its product as uncharacterized. Bases 1 to 435 code for a protein of 144 amino acids. Lineage: Eukaryota; Fungi; Ascomycota; Leotiomycetes; Helotiales; Helotiaceae. The transcript has a single exon. The record is from RefSeq and is a predicted model, not a curated record.
AUGAAUCCUCCAAACCCAUCGGACACUCAAACUCCCAACACCGGUAGCAACUCCAGUUCCACCCAAGUAGAUUUUACACCAGGAAUGAAGCGUUGUCUCAAACAUGUUCUAGGUCAUUUCGGAAUGCUAUCCGCCGACAAGGAAUUCUCUGAAUUUAAAUGGGGGAUUUGUCUGGCGAUAUUCUGCAACCGCUUGACUCGAAUCAACAAAGACAGUUCUGUUACGAUAUCCGAGAAGCCGUUGACUGGAGAAUCAUUGAAACCAUUUAUUGAUAUCCCCCGGAAUCCAUACGUCGACGAUGACAUGACAAAAGAUUGGACAUUUGAGAUCCUGAAAAGAGAGUUCAGAGACCAUAAGGCUUACUAUCUCUCUGGCAACCCUCGCAGCUUUUAUCUUCCUCAAAUCGUAAUCAAAAACAAUGAAACUACUCAAUAG